AUGUCGAAUUUAUUUUUUCCUUCGUUUCCACCAAACAUCUCUUUAAAUCAAUUAAUAAAACCUUUGAAUCGCAAACAAAAAAAGCCUACUAAAGCUCCAAAUGCAUUUAUAAUUUAUCGAAUUAACUAUUGUCGCGAAAUCUUGAACAAUGGAAGGUUAUCUCAGCCAAGAAUUUCUUCCAUGGCGAGUCAAGCUUGGAAGCUAGAACCUCAAUAUGUUAAAAAAACAUAUCAUAACUUCGCCAAACAGGCUCAAGAAAUUUAUUUGGCUACUAAGAAUCACGGUAGAUGUCAGCCAGAAAAUGCGUAUGAGGAAGUUCAUGCAGCAACCGAAAGUGAUGCCUUAAUCGAUAAUCAAUCAGAAAAUGGGUAUGAUGGCGUUCAAGCAACAAUCGAAAAUGAUGACUUGACCGAUAAUCAACAAAACGGAAUUGUCGAGGGAAUAGAAAUUAAUCCUUUAAUAACUGGGAAUGUUGAGAUUUCUUUUAACAAUCCAUAUGUUGAUAUCAACGUUGAUUCCGAACUCAUGAAUAUGCAAAAUCGCCUUGUUACUCUUGAGAACGAACUCGUCUCAAUGAAUACUAAGUAUGAGAAUGAAAUAAUUUCAAUGAGACAGACUAUAUCAGAAUUGAACCUUAAACUUAAGCAAUAUUAUACUUUAUCUGGAAUUUAG
Molecule: messenger RNA, 672 nt
Organism: Ambispora leptoticha
Lineage: Eukaryota; Fungi; Glomeromycota; Glomeromycetes; Archaeosporales; Ambisporaceae
Source: the annotation of a GenBank genome assembly